ACUACCGCUGUAGUCAUUAUCAGCAGCGAGUAGUAAUUGCGUGUAAACGUUCCGCAUGAAUGGACACCUUUACGUACAGUUAUAAACACUUCCGUGCUGAGUGGGAGGAUCGAGAAGGUCAGGAAGGAGUUCCAAAUCUUGAGAUUUGCUGUGCUUGGGCAGCAGACUAUACAAAACGUUAAUCAGGGCAGUUCCUUGCUCAGGAUUUUCAUCGGUGCAGAAUGGAACCUAGCAACUGGAGCCAACUUCCACAUACGGCGGUCGUCAACAUGUUUUCCCAUCUAUCCCACAGAGACAGAGCCCGGGCAUCAUCAACUUGCAAAAGUUGGCGUGACUGUUACUUCCACCCAUCCUUCUGGCGUCGGGUCGAUUUGGAGCUGACCUUUCAAACUGGUUGCGAACCGGCCCGCUGUAUCUUAGAUAAAUGCGGGAAGUUUGUGCGGGAGUUGUGCCUCACCUGUACAGUUGCCCUGCCAGUAUUGUGUGCACAGUUUGCCAACCGGGAUGCAUCAGGCAGUGCGCCUCCGCCUACGGGCUCUGAGGAAUCAUCGCAGGAGAAUCAGCCAGACGAUUUGCUGAGAUAUCGGAAGCUGUACCAAGACCUACCCACGGUCUUUCAAGGACUUCAUAAUAGCGAAGGAUUAGAGAAACUCAUCUUUUGUUUCUUUCCGCUGUGCAAAAACUGCAAUUGCGGCGCACAGCUACCAGGGGAAGAGUUUGGAACCAAGAUGACAGAAAGCUUGAAGAAAGUUAUACAAGCAUCCACCAAGCUCAAGACCUUGGCACUGGCACACAACAGCGGCUCCUUACGCUCCACUUUCUUAAAAGAACUCUCCGACAAGUUUGGCAAGCAGCUCCGAGUUCUCCACAUCCCGACUUUCCAAGUUGCAGAGGAAGUGACCGACGAGGCCAUCACCUUGACGUCUUCCCUCUCCAACUUCACAUCCCUGUCCAUUCUAACCCUGAACCUGUCGAUGGUAACGGACCAACUCCUCAAAGGUCUGCCAGAUUCUAAAUGUGCAUCCACCCUACGGCAGCUCAACAUGGUCAUAGGAUUCGGGGCAGAUGUCAAUUCGUACUUGGAUGAUUCUAGCUGGAGCAAACUGGGCCGACGCUUGCCGGACUUACAAGUCACUGUCUCGGCAAUUAUCUCGGACUAUGGGGCGACAGACGAACUUCUGCACUACCUGACACCAAGCAUACCGCUAACAUCCCUGAGAAUUUUCGUCAGCCAGCCGUGGUCCCUAAAGGAGGACCUCAUCGAUAGCAUCGCCAAGAAUUACAGUAAGAGUCUGAGCUGCUUGGAGAUUCAUACUGACAAGUCCGCACUGUUCUUUGGCAACAAUUCGGAGGCUGACCCGCUAGUCAUGCUGUGUUGGCAGUGCAAGAAGUUGAACCGUCUUGUUAUCACAGGGUAUAAACUUCUCAUCUGCAAUGUCCUUGCGAUUGCCACACUGAGAGGUCCUGGCCUUAGCACCUUUGAAGUAGAGCGUGGUCUUCUCUACAGCGAUCACGACGAGAUGUGGGCCAGUGAAGAAUACGACGAAGAAACCCCGACGUCACAUGACAGUUUUUACUCUGACGGUACGGUCUCGGACAGCCCGACCUCUGAGACAGAGUACCGGUUUACUUUGAUACAGGACAUCAGUAGCAGUCUGAAGCGGCCAUGGGAACCGGUGGAAAGACGUCACAUGACCAUUCCAAAGUUCCUAACUCAAGAUCUGCUCAUAGACGCAGACCAGUGAAAAGUUCACGUGCAAUUUGCACUAUCAGCAGGAAUAUGCAACAUCUUUGUUUGUUACAGGGUAAUUUAUGGUUUGGAAAAGAACGUUUUGGUAAAAAAAAUGGUCAAAAUUGUGGGCACAGGGUUAAUUGUUGUAAGAUAUGUAUACAGGCAUUCCAGAGGAAUAACUGACUGUAAUAUAAUUAUCAUAAUUUAUGGCAAAUUUGCUGAUAAUGACAUGUUGUUUUGUUGUUAGUUUUCAUUUGUAUUUAAUAGGAACAAGUGAGGCUGAUUUUUCUUUGAAGUUAAAUUAAAGCAUAUUUUAAAUUAUUUGGGGAUAACAUAAUUAUUGAUAAUGAGAUUAUCACAAUGUUUGAGGAUGCCACCUUCAUCCAAAGUAUAAUAACAAAAAAAAGAUAGUAUAUUGAAAACAAACUGAUACAUGGUAUGUGAAUAAAUGAUUUGAUUAGGUACCAAUUGAUUCAUAUUUAACAUAUAUUUGGAUGUGUGAUCAUUGAUCAAAUAAGUUAUUGCUGUAAUAAAAAGUAACUGAAUACUUGUGUUGUUGUGUUGUUGAUGUUCAAAUAAAAUGAUUGUUCCUUA
Messenger RNA from Patiria miniata (bat star), 2326 nucleotides. Its product is annotated as F-box only protein 33-like. Lineage: Eukaryota; Metazoa; Echinodermata; Asteroidea; Valvatida; Asterinidae. Gene Ontology annotation, cellular component: SCF ubiquitin ligase complex. The transcript is spliced from 5 exons. The record is from RefSeq and is a predicted model, not a curated record. Gene Ontology annotation, molecular function: protein binding. Gene Ontology annotation, biological process: positive regulation of protein ubiquitination; SCF-dependent proteasomal ubiquitin-dependent protein catabolic process. Bases 222 to 1745 code for a protein of 507 amino acids.